AUGUCCGCUUCGCCCGGAUCACGAUCUCCAGGCCUCGGCCAAAAUACCUCCCUAGCAUCAUUCGGUCAUGUUGGAGAUGAGAGAGAUUUCGAAAAACUACCUUCAGUCAUCCCUGACUCUCAGGUAACAUCCAAUGUGUACACAAGCAAGAUUCAUGUCAAGCGGUUUUCCGUACCAAAAGAAGAUGUAUCAAUAUCCAACAUCUCUGAGGGUUUCUCGUUUGGUACAAAGAAGCCACCUCGCCCUGGGCAGUUCUCUGAACGGCCCAAAACUGAACAAUCUCAGACGAAUGAAACUUCCAAGUUCUUUCACUCGACGAGCACCGUUCCACGCAUCCCUCCUCCUAAUCCACCACGUCCCCCUAACAUACGGAUUCCUCGACCUCCGCCCUUGGAUCUACCCGAGAUCGGACUAGUUGGGAGACAACCUUCCCCCCAUGGUUCUCCUGCUCCUUCUUAUCGAGAUAUUGCAGUCUCUCCUAGGCAACAGGGGCGUUAUUCUCCAAAGAGUUCUCGAGGGGGGACUCCUCAGAACAUUAACACUGGGCCCGCGGUUUUGUGUGCUGAAAGCUCUGAGCGAAUGGGUAGAGCUGCUGUUGUUGGGCUACCGGCGCCGCCCCCGAGAACCAAAGCAUUUUCAAGUUCUCCGCAGCCUUCUAGAGUGGCUGACCAAGUCGAAACAUCCCAGCAUACGCAGGACAAGAGUCAUAUCGCAUUCGUCCCAGCGAGCGAACGUGUGCGCAAUCUUGAGCAUCUGAAACUGCCGCUUCCUCACAUUGCCCAGAAUGGUCCACCUCACCAUCGCGUGUCGUCUCCUAGCACUUGCGGCGAUCUGGAAAUGCCUGCUCCGCAAUCUCCAAGGGCUACGAGACGAAGUCGUUCUUCACGUGGUUACUGGUCUAGGCAGCCGACUGCAAGAUCUGAUCACUACAGAGACUCGGAGAAGGAUCUUGAUCGCCCACAGUCUAGAGCAAGCAAUGUCUCAAGGAAACGCUCGUCGAGACGGAACGGACGAUCUCGAACUACAGUAGACCCUGACAGAAAGAAGCUUGCUAUGCAAAAUGUGGCUCAACACUGGAACGAAUGUAUCCAAAUCUCUGAAGCCGAACGCAUCGAGGCAGCUAAAGAGAUUGCUCGUCUCGAGGAUGAGGUUCGCUGUGCAGAAGAAGCCUUGGAAAUGUCAAAACAUCUCAUCUGUGAGAAGGACACAGAGAUUCAAGAACUAGUGGAUCUUCACAAAGCUCGGAAAGAAGAAGGAUCUCUGGCCGAAAAGGAAAGCCAGAAACUACUCAGCGAGGUCGAAUCACUGCGUUCAGGUUUGGCCAAAUCCCAAGAAGACAAAGCAGCGAUUCAUCAAAAAUAUUGCAAGAAUCGAAACAAGCUCAACGAAGCCAUGACAGAACAACAAGAUCUGUUCAAACGAAUGCAUGCUCUUUACAAAGAAAUCAUGGAACUGCAGAAGGGAAAAGAGAAGCGUGAUAUAGAUGCCAAAGACGUCGAGUUAGCUCUUGAGGCUAGUCGAAAGAAACGUGAGGAACUCAGGAGCUGUGUCGAGAAAUACCGGGCUGAGACAGAACAAGAGACCCAAAAGAAAAAUCAUGUCAUUGGGGAGCUGAAAAUAAAGCUUGAGCAUCAGCAACAGGCACUCAUUCGUGAGAGGACAGCAGCUAGUGAACUUCAAAGCCGGCUCAAAACGGAAUCAACACUGGUAGAUAUGGUCAAGAACAUGCAGUCUAAUCUCUCUACCCUGAAAGAGAACAGCGAUAAACACAACGCGAGAAGUCAGAAUCAAGACAGAAUGAAUGAUCGCCUCUCAGAAAAACUUGAUCAUCUAAGCGAUCACCUGAGUUCACACAUUGAGGGGCAGCCUUCAAAGGAACAGUUCAAAUCAAUACUAGAGAACUUGGAAGCUAACAUCGUUACUCGUUUGGCGUCGGGAAUACACAAUGUUAUCUCGUCACAGACAAACACAGCAAAGACUGCUGCGUGCUUUCACGAAACUGUUGAAGGCCACUUCGAAAAACUGCAUAAUAACAUGGCCGAACAGCAAAGCACCCAGUCUAAAAACCAGCAGCGGUUUGAAGAAAGUCAGCAGGUUUUUGUCGACUAUCUAGACGACAUAUCUAUCAAGACUCGAGAGACUCAUAGAACUUGCGAAGAAAUGAAGAACGACUGGGCCGGGUUUUCUGAAAGCAACUCGGUCUGGAGGGAUAGCCUCAAGAACAAUUUGCACAAUGAGAUCAUCCAACAACUUGAGAAUCGAGAGUCAAAGAUUGUUAACCUUGAAGAGACGCUACACCGAGUUUCUCAUGAAUGGUCUCAGAAGCUCGAAGGUCUGAGAUCAUCUAUGCUCGAAAAUGGCCAACAGGCCGAAAAAGGUCUACAAGGGGCCAUCCGCGAGAUCAGAGAGACUCUCGACAAAAGGUUUCAGGAGCAGAGUGCUGCAUCUCAGGACGACAACUCGAAAUCAGAAACCAUUCGCUCCACGAUAGAAGCACAUCUUGAGCAAGUCCGGCGGCAACUGGAAUCCGUUUCAUCAGGCAACCCUGAGUCCCAGCUUCUACGCGAGGCGUUACUUGAGGAGCGUAAGAAGACUUCUGAUUUACAAGGGCAUCUUGCCAAAUUACAGAGCGAUGCUGGCACUAGCAGUGAACUCUGUCGAAGAGAACAUGCGGAUCUCAAGGCUAUGGAGACACUCAAGGGUCAAUUAGACGGCAUGAGUGAACGAGUACCUCGUGUGGAGAACCUGAACACCACAUUCAACAAAAUGAUUGACCUCAAUCAAAUAUUACAAUCCACGGCUUCCUACUUGAGCCAAGAACACAGUUGGGUCAGGAACGAGUUGGCUGCCAAACUGCAGACUGUCACCCCCCAAGAGUCACAGGAGAGCAAAACCGGAAGUGAAUCAGGUUACUUCCAAGGGCAGCGUUUCGAGGAUACACGUCCUGGUCUCCAAGCUCAAGACAUUGGCGCAAAACGUUCCAGAAGUCUCAGCGAUGUCUUAACCCUCGAUGUCCAUACUCAAGGGGAGAGGUAUCGCCGCAGAGUUGUUGUAGCCAGUCCUGCAAUCGAAGCCUCGUUGCCAGCCCCUCCGCCUUCAAUUGCACAAGAGCAACAAAGGCGCCGAGAGCCCAGUGUUCAACGGCCCAUUCUGCGGCCAGCGACUAUUUCAGCAAAAGAGGCCGAUCCUAUCAAAACUGCCUUGAAUCAUGACCAAUACAAUCGGCUUGUAAUGGCCAGGGCGAGUUCGGCUGCGAGCGGCACCAACCCAGCUAUGGUCGAACAAGUUCGCACAGGUUUGAUGCCAAGAACGGAGAAAUGGGAGUUGCCUACCAUUGAGGAUUUUACGAAGGAGUCUGUCUUAGGUGGUACGGAUGGAGCCAAUCCGAACAAAAAGCGUGUCGCUCAUGCUGAUGAAGGAAAUGACAUUGCUCCUGUCAUGAAAAAGAUCAAAUCAGAAAAUCAAGAUGAAUAUGGAGAUACCAGUGGCAUGUGA
Molecule: messenger RNA, 3495 nt
Organism: Fusarium pseudograminearum CS3096
Lineage: Eukaryota; Fungi; Ascomycota; Sordariomycetes; Hypocreales; Nectriaceae
Exons: 5
Coding region: 1-3495 (1164 amino acids)
Source: RefSeq, a predicted model, not a curated record